GGGACAAAGACAAGGAAGUUAACAUCUACACGGACUCUAAGUAUGCCUUUCUCAUAGCCCACUCCCAUUGUAUGAUCUGGAAGGAACGGGGUUUCCUCACUACUAAGGGCACCCCUGUUCUAAAUGGGAAACUUAUUGCCAACCUUAUUCAGGCUGUCCAACUCCCUAACAAGGUUGCCAUCAUCCACCGUAGAGGACAUCAAACCAUUGGCUCCACAGUGGCUAUGGGCAACGCCUUGGCAGAUAGGGUGGCAAAGGACACGGCAAAAAAUCACCCGCCCCCUGCCUGCCUCUAUUUCCUGUCCAGGUCAUACAAACCGUAUUACUCAGACCGGGAAAAACAAACUCUCCAGAGCACCCCAGGAGUGACGUUCAAAGAUGAAUGGGCCUUUAAGCACAACCUUCUCAUUCUCCCAAAGCAGCAACAAACUCAGAUAAUUCAGGAUAUUCACAACUCUCGUCAUAUUGGGCCUAAGGCCCUGCUCCACUUCCUCAGUCCACUUCUGCAUCCGGACGGCCUUUCUCAAACCAUCCAUGAGGUCCAUACAGAAUGUCUCACCUGUGCCAAAGUUAACCCCCAGGGGUCCUGUCACCCCCGCAAACAACUCCACCAAUUACGGGGGUUCCUCCCCGGCCAAGACUGGCAAAUCGACUUCACCCACAUGCCAAAACAUAAACAGUACCGAUAUCUGUUAACCAUUGUUGAUACCUUUUCAGGCUGGAUUGAGGCUUACCCUACAGCGUCUGAGUCUGCAGGAACGGUGGCCACUCAUCUUAUCCAAGACAUCAUUCCGCGCUUCGAAUUGCCAGCCACCAUACAAUCUGACAAUGGUCCAGCCUUUAUUUCCAAAGUUACUAACGCUGUUUCUACCUCCCUAGGAAUCCGGUGGAAAUUACACACUGCCUAUCACCCGCAGUCCUCCGGUAAGGUAGAACGGGCCAAUGGCCUAAUCAAGGAGCAGUUAACCAAGCUCAUGCUAGAACUUCGCCAGUCUUGGGUAACCUUGCUUCCCAUUGCCCUCGCUCGGCUAAGGGCAGGCCCUCGGGGCCCAUCACAGCUCAGCCCGUUUGAGCUGCUAUACGGUCGCCCCUUUCUGCUCUCAACCCCACCACCUCCUGACGCUGCUCCCUUAGAAGGAUACCUCCCUUAUUUCACCCCUCUCCGAAGCCUUCUCCGUGAGCACGCUAACGCCUCUCUUCCCCAACCUACCCAGCCAUCUGAGGGCACCCAAAAAAUCUCCCCGGGUGAUUCGGUCCUUAUAAAAUCUCUAACCCCGAAACCUCUAACCCCCAAGUGGGAAGGCCCGUACACGGUCAUCCUCACCACCCCUUCUGCCAUAAAAAUAGCUGAGGUCCCAUCCUGGAUUCACCUUUCUCGGGUUAAAAAGGCUGUCCAUGGCCCCCUCCCAGCUGGAGGGCCUCUUCUACUGGCCCUUUAUCUCUUAAACUUACCAAAACCUAACCAGGGUGGAUUUGGUUCAGGCUAUAACCCAAAUCAGGUGUUGGAGGCUGUAUACCGAGAGCCAUGCAACUGCAAAGGGGGCUUCGUGUCUUCUGUACCCGGCACCUACCAGUCUACAAUCGAUUGUGGCACCAUGACGGCAUACCUUGUUUAUGGCAAUAACCAAAAACCAGAGUACAAGUGUCUAAAAAAACCAACCCUAACCCUAAUUCCGCCGGGGUCCCCUUUACCAUCCUGCAACUGCUCUUCCACUGUGUAUCAGUCUAUACACAGCAGCUGUUACAACCAAUAUGCUACUUGUCUCAGGGGCAAUACCACGUACUUCACUGCUCAGGUCAUCCGUAGACGAGCAGGGUCGUUUGGGGGAGAUUGGGCCUCCAGCACGCCACUAGGCAUCUCCUAUAAACAUGCCAGUGCUGGUUGUCCAACGCCCUCUAGACAGGCUGUCUGUUGGCAAACCAAACCUACCAUUGGCGUCAGUGAUGGAGGGGGCCCACAUGACCAAAUGAAGUCUCAUCAUCUUAAGGAGACUCUUAAAACAUUAUUUCCCACCUUAUCUUACCAUCCUUUAUCCUUGCCCAAAUCUCGCCGCCUAGAUUUGGACAGAUCAACACAAAGUCUUCUUAAAGCGGUCCACAGCUUCCUCCUACAUGGGAACCCCUAUGCCCUUGGCUCUGCCCGCCCCUGCCAACCACAGCCACAAUGGGACCCUUCGGCUCCCUUUCCCAGUUCAACCCAUAGGGAGCGCCUGUGA
This is a messenger RNA of Sapajus apella (tufted capuchin), 2216 nucleotides long. RefSeq lists its product as uncharacterized. Gene Ontology annotation, biological process: DNA integration. Lineage: Eukaryota; Metazoa; Chordata; Mammalia; Primates; Cebidae. Bases 72 to 2216 code for a protein of 714 amino acids. The transcript is spliced from 2 exons. The record is from RefSeq and is a predicted model, not a curated record. Gene Ontology annotation, molecular function: nucleic acid binding; RNA-DNA hybrid ribonuclease activity.